AUAGCCAGGCGAUGUAAGAUGGCGGUGAAUAGUAGGUCUAAGAAUUUACAAGCAAUGAACAUUACGUCGCUAUUUAGUCGAAUACACGGCGCAUUUUCCGAAGCGAUGGCACCUCCAAAGUUUGUGAUCGACCGACGGACUAUCGAGAAGACGUGGAAGCUUAUGGACAAAGUGGUCAAGCUGUGCCAGCACUCGCGAAUGAACCUGAAAAAUAGCCCGCCGUUCAUUUUGGACAUCCUGCCGGAUACGUACCAGCAUCUGCGGGUGAUCUACAGCAAACACGAGGACAAGAUGCACUUGCUGAACGACAACGAGUACUUUCGAGUGUUCAUCGAGAACCUGAACAGGAAGUGCAAACAGGCGAUCAAGCUUUUCAAGGAGGGCAAAGAGAGGAUGUUCGACGAGACGUCGCACUUUCGGAGGAACCUCACCAAACUGAGCCUAGUGUUUAGCCACAUGCUGUCCGAACUGAAGGCCAUUUACCCAAACGGCGUCUUUUGUGGCGACACUUUUCGGAUAACCAAAAGUGACGCGUCCGAGUUCUGGAAAAACGCGUUCGGGGACCGGACUGUCGUAGCGUGGCGGGUUUUUCGACAAACGCUUCACGACGUCCAUCCCAUCAGUUCAGGGCUUGAAGCAAUGGCCCUCAAGUCCACCAUUGACCUUACCUGCAAUGACUAUAUUUCAAAUUUCGAGUUUGAUGUGUUCACAAGGUUAUUUCAGCCCUGGUCAACACUUCUUAGAAAUUGGCAAAUCCUGGCAGUUACCCACCCUGGCUAUGUUGCCUUCCUUACGUAUGAUGAGGUCAAGGCACGUCUGUGCAAAUACAUUAACAAGCCAGGAAGCUACGUAUUCCGGCUAAGCUGUACGAGGCUGGGCCAGUGGGCCAUUGGCUACGUCACAGCCGAGGGAAACAUCUUGCAGACCAUUCCACAAAACAAAUCUUUGUGCCAAGCACUUCUCGACGGCUAUCGGGAAGGAUUCUACCUCUACCCAGACGGGCGCAAUGUCAAUCCCGACCUGAGUUGGGCCGUCCAGGCGACACCCGAAGACCACAUCAAGGUGACGCAAGAACAGUACGAGCUCUACUGUGAGAUGGGCUCCACCUUCCAGCUGUGCAAGAUCUGUGCCGAGAAUGACAAGGACAUUCGCAUUGAGCCCUGCGGGCAUCUGCUCUGCACACCAUGCCUAACCUCCUGGCAGGAUUCCGAAGGCCAAGGCUGCCCCUUUUGCCGAGCAGAGAUCAAAGGGACCGAGCAGGUAGUGGUUGACCCAUUUGACCCUACGGGGCGGACAGUACGCAAGACCGACUUGCAGAACUACAACCACCCCAACAGCCUGGUUGACCUUGACGAUGAUGAGCCUUUCGAGGACCCAAACACGUGGACGUCGUCACUACAAGCCCUGGCCCUUUCACCAAGAAGUGAAACAGCUGAUGGGAGCAGGUCAUGUAGCCGUUCUCCUCUGGUGUCACCACAUUCAUCCCCCAUGGUGACCCGUCGUAUUGCGACUACUGCACCACCUCCUGUGCCACCACGCAGAGCAUCACCCACCAACACUCCUGGCCAAUCACCUGGCACCUCACCAAGGCACCAAACCCUGUUUAGGCCAGGUACAGAUGAGUACAUCAAUGGGGGAGCACCUUCUCGGACCUCCAGUACGCCUCAAAGUUCACCCGAGAAUUCUGGCACCAGUGUGACAUACUCAGAAGUCCAACACGACACGGGCCUCUUCGCCAGGAGCUCGUGUUCAGGUUCCAGCUCUAACCCGGGAUCAGCCUCAAGCUCCAGCUCUGGCUGCUGCCUUGGUCCCCGUCCUUCUUCCUCCUUUCCACCUACCAUCGUCACCGUGGCUCCAUCACCGCCCAACACCAAUGGGACGUGGCCUGGUGGUGGAAGCAGCGCACCCCUGCAGCGUGCACCCUCACCGCUGCCAGCGCCAAGCAUCCAUUACGCCGAACUGGCCGAGCUCUUUGAAGAGCCCAGCUAUGCCAACACUGAACUCAGUGCUGCUACUGGGCUUGCUGCAAACCCUGUUCCACGCCAAACCGAGCCGUCCUCAUUGGACUCCUUACUGUGUUCACCUCUUCCCGGGUCAGCAAACGGAUCCGUGGGAACUAGCCAGAAAAUUGAGAAGAGGCUACGAAUGUUGAGACCCCUUGGCACAAGUGCCCUGGAAAACAAGGAAAACGACCGCGUGAGCUACGAGAAUCUUCAUAUGGACUACAUAUCGGAGCUCACAUCUGAGGGCUACGCACAGGACGCUGUGAUUCGUGCUUUGGGGAUAGCACGGAAUGACUUGCAAAUGGCGAGAGAUAUCUUGCACGAAUUCGCCGGCAAGAACAAGUGAGGAGUUGCACGUCGCUCCUUCUCUAGCAACAAAACUCAAGGACACGGGACAUACAGACCUCUGCAUGCAAGGCGGCAUGUCUGAUCCAACGAUGCAACGACUGGUGUGUCGCAACUCUAGGAGACUGAUGAACAAUGAUGUGCUGGGUUUCGACACGAGUGCCGUUGUUGACUGGAGAAGAGUGAGCCAAAGGUGUGUCAUCUAGGAUUUGAAGCCAGACGAUGUGCAAGGAAGAUUCAGGAGUGUUGUUUUGUUCCUCUUCUUUUACUGUCCCCAGGAUAACGUUUAUAUUUCUUGAGAACGUGAAGCUAGGCAUCCGAAUGUCUGCAAGUACUGAACACCUAAAUUCAUGUGGUUUGUUGAAGGGAUUUACAACUUUUUCAUAGCGUUAGUUUAGAAAGUGGGAAACAGCUCAUUUAGGUGAGCUUUCUAAGCUCUCUUUUCUUCCUUCCCCGUGUCUCUGCCAAAUAAGGCGAGAUACAGUUAUGCAAGUUUAGUACUCCAUCUACAAGUCUUUUUUUUUUCUCUGGAGUGUAGUAUUAAUUCACCUUCAACAAGGACACUGCUUUGGGGAGCUUAGAGCGAAUAAGCUUUAUUUUUUAAAAAAUCGCUGUUAUUCGAAGUUCUGCGCAUGACGUUUGCAUGCUAGUCAUUUUUUCAGACAAUGCAAAGUACAGAAGCAGAGCUUCUUUUUUUUUUAACUUGCAUCUUUUGGUGAUCACGUUUCACAUGGUUUUGAAAGUCACAAAAGGCUGAUUCUGGUUUUACGUUCGUGCUUGUACAGCAUUUAUACAUAAGUGUUAUCAUAUCACAUUCAUAUUGAAUGUUUUUAAAUUCAAGCGUUAGCAUCGUACCGCUACUAGACGCUUCACUAGAGGCAGGGUUGGCCAGCAAACAGAUGUGCCCCAUGCAUUCGGCCGGUGCCCUGCAUUGUACUUCCGUACGUUUUUAUGAAUACUGUGAUCUGAGCCGCGGCGGUAACUUAUUCCAAGGAUGCACGUGAUGCAAUCACAUAAAAAUGUGAUCAUUGUGCUGCAAAGCUCUUUGUUCUUGGCUGUCAUUAGUUUGUUCUUUUUUUUCCUUGCCAUUCUGCAGUAGCAUCAAUGAUUUUAUACCAUCUUGAUUUACAUUGGAUAUAUAUACAUUUGUCACACGACGCAGCCACUCGAGUUCAAACUGUACAUUGUAUUUGUCGUCCCUUUGCGAGAUCUUGUAUAUUGUGGCAUCGAUCAACAGUUGCAACUUAGACAUGCAUUGUAGACAAUUUCCUGUUUGCAUGAUGAGUCCAGCUUUGAAUCUUUAGGUGUUUAGCGUGGUUUGUACAGUAUUAUAAAUCAUAGCCAACUUUGACCAACUGUAAUUCUUAUAAGUUGAUGCAGAACUUACUGCUAAAGAUAUUUAGGUUGUAGUUUUGGUUAGAUAGAAGUGAUCUGGCUAACCACCAUGCUAGUUUGCAUAGUUGAGCAAACAAGCCUUACACACUGUGUUGUAUAAGAAUGCAUGUUUAUUUAACUAAGGCCUGAUGUCGCUUAUUUUAUUUGGAUAGAAAGAAAAUAUGUAGAGAUACCUCUGUUUGUGCACAAGCGGGUAAUAAUAGAUGACAUUUAAUAAAGGGAAUUGCGCAGGUACUAAGGCCUUUAUGUCAAGCAUGAAGGGCCUUGUUGUAUCUGUUACCAGGUUGGGCUCCUUCACGGAGCUUGGGUCAAUAUAAUAAUCAUUUAACAUGUUGUACAGAAAAAUACAGGACAGUUUGAUUGGUGACCAUGGUCAUCAAAAAAAAAAAGAAGUAUAAGUACAACUCUCAUGCCCAUCAGAUCAUUCGUUGAUAUCAUGCACAUCGUGGUCACUCUUGUACGCUUCUCUGGUGUGACGUUCCGAGAUCUGUCCCUUCACUCCUUAUUCAGCAUGAACGAACCUUCAACUCUUCGUCUCGUAGCAUAUUGUACGUGCGUGCAUGUGCGUUUAACUGUGUGUUCAGCUUACGAAAUCCUGAGCAGUGCGACGUUACGUGUUACAUUGCAGGCUGUUUUACAAAUAAAAUAAGAUGUAGGUAGUCUGAAUGGGGAUACGAAAACAAACCUGCUGCGAGGAUAUAUGUCUCCUGAACUGUGUGGAGUUCCCCUCACUUUAAAGCUGAAUUGAAGCCUCUGCACUAGAAAUAGCACAAUACCUUAGCAAUUCUGGAGUCUGUGAAAACUCCCUGAAACUACGUGAAAGUCAAGCUUUGCCAUUAGGAUGGUGUUCUGUAUGUAGGGUUCUGCAUUUUUCACUUUCUCAUAUUGCAAAUUAGGCUUGCUUUAUAUUUUUAGUAUUACUUCCUGGAAGAGUGUAUUUUAAAAUUUUUAUAUGAUGACUUGGUUUCUACAAAAUCUUCACAGUACUUCCUUCUUUUGUUUGCUAAAUUUGUUUGCAUCACAUCAUUUGUGCAAAAAUCUAAAGUUUUUUUCUUCUUUGAUAUGUGAAAUGCACAUUUUUGAUAAUUUGGCAUGUUGUGCAUUGCUUUUUAUCAGGAACAAUUUUACACCCCUGUCAUUGCUCUUAUCGGAAUAUCAAUGUUGGUAACACAAUGUUGUGGUAAAAUACUUCUAGUGCCGACCAUGUGCAACCGCCACUUGUAAAUAAUCUAAGGUGUAUUAGCUCCGAAUGGUGGCAAUAAGUGCUGUGACAUAAUUUAUAAGUAAAGUGUUGUGUUGGGCAUCUCUAUACGCAAGAUUGAUCAAACACAACACACUUGAAACAUUAACAUCGUCGUUGACAUAUUUCACAUUUGUUGGCAUAGUUUACAAGCAGCAUUGAAUUUUAAUUAUUUAUUUUUCUAAGUUUCAACUAACUGAUGUAGGUAAUCGGCUUAGUAAAACCUAUAUAGAUGGAUCUGGGAGUAACAACUGCAAACAUGUGUGCUUUUUUGAUAAACGAAUUCAAAUAUUCUUUUAGAUGUGUAGCUCUUUCAUGUAAUAAAACCCUAAAGGAAGUUAAGUUGAAAUAGGUUUGCCAUACAAUUUAAUUAUUUUAUUUUCAGUACCACUAGUACAUUCAUGUUCUUCUUGUACCCUUAUUAUUUUCAAUUAGAAAGAAAGUCCCUAACUCUCGUAAAUGACAAUGGCACAACUUUUUUUUCAUUGUUAUUUGUUUAUAGUUACUGAAGAUGCUGAACCCUACAUCUAUGAUAACGUUAUAAAGAGUGAAUUCCACACAUUUUUUUAUCAUCUUAGCUUGUUCUGUUAAUAAUUCUAAAAUAGGACUGGUUCUCUCAGUUCGCACUGCAUCAUAGGAAAACCGAGAAGCAAGGUUGAUCUGUGGGUUUCUUAUCACCUUUGUGGAUUUGCGUGUAUUGGGGUACCCACUAUCAUAAGACAGCACAACGUCUCGCAUAAAAAAAGACUGUAUGAUGUGCUUCCAUGGUUGAGAGGACAUGUUAUUGAGUGAAGUUUGGUGGCGUGUAAAUGUCUGUGGUGGGCGUCGUGACAAAAGCACCGGAAAUAAUUCAUAUAGUAUAUAUAUUUGCAAAGGCAAAUGAAGUGUUUCUAGGUUUGCUUCUUCUCAAUAAUCAAUGCUCUAAAUCUGGUCUCCAGCAUGACCAAGUACAUUAUGUUGAAAUUACCUUAUGCUGGAAAACUCAACAUGCACUCACAAGAAUUAAAAUAAAAUUGUGUGUCAACCCUUUUC
Molecule: messenger RNA, 6015 nt
Organism: Rhipicephalus microplus (southern cattle tick)
Lineage: Eukaryota; Metazoa; Arthropoda; Arachnida; Ixodida; Ixodidae
Gene: Cbl
Product: E3 ubiquitin-protein ligase CBL
Biological process (GO): cell surface receptor signaling pathway; negative regulation of epidermal growth factor-activated receptor activity
Cellular component (GO): membrane raft; plasma membrane
Molecular function (GO): SH3 domain binding; calcium ion binding; ubiquitin protein ligase activity
Source: RefSeq, a predicted model, not a curated record